Messenger RNA from Meloidogyne enterolobii, 856 nucleotides. Lineage: Eukaryota; Metazoa; Nematoda; Chromadorea; Rhabditida; Meloidogynidae. The record is from the annotation of a GenBank genome assembly.
GUAGGAGUGGUCCAUUUUCGUUUUGGACGUUUUCCUCUCGUUUUUUGUUGUUUUCCUUUUUAGAGGAGGGAAGUGAGUAAGGUCGUAGUAUGAAUUGGAGUUCCUUUUUAACCUACAACUUUCACCUGCUUCGUUAUUUUUUGGCCUUUUUGUUUUCUUAUUUUUUUACGUUUGUUUUACAUUUUAAAUAAAAAUACUGCUAGGUCUCCUAGAACUUUUGAAGAGGGAGGCAACCCCGUAGCCAUGGGGAGGGAGGGGGUUAUGGGCCCAGAAGCCUCCCUGACUCGCUCUUGCUUCCCAUUAAUUAUUGUUUGAAUUUUUACAGAACACCAGCCUCCAUUUGUCGUGAAAUGCUUCAAGAAGGAGGAAUUCGGUCAUUUUAUACAGGAUUUGUAGCUACACUAAUACGUGAAGUUCCUGGAUAUUUUUGCUUUUUUGGAGCGUAUGAAAUGUCAAGGAAAUUUUUAACUCCGAUUGGAAAAACAAAAGAGGAAAUCGGAGUAUUAAGAACAGCUAUUUCUGGUGGUAUUGGAGGAAUGGCAUUAUGGACAGCUAUUUUCCCUGCAGAUGUUGUAAAGAGUCGAAUGCAAAUAGGCGAAACUGGACGAUUUUCAACCAUUUUAAUGAAAAUUGUUAAAAAUGAAGGAAUUUCUGCAUUAUAUAAAGGAUUGUCACCAACAUUAAUUCGAACUUGUAUUGCUAGUGCAGCUUUAUUUAUAACUUUUGAAAAUAUUAAAACUUUUCUUCAUAGUUUGUGAUUUUUUUAAAUUUAAAUUUAUUUUUUUUCUUGCUCAAUUUCUUAUAUUUGUAACUGCUCUAAUUAAAGCCUUGAUCGUCUAUUUUUUAGGUCACUUUG